Necator americanus (New World hookworm) is the source of this 759-nucleotide messenger RNA. RefSeq lists its product as uncharacterized. The transcript is spliced from 7 exons. Lineage: Eukaryota; Metazoa; Nematoda; Chromadorea; Rhabditida; Ancylostomatidae. The record is from RefSeq and is a predicted model, not a curated record. Bases 1 to 759 code for a protein of 252 amino acids.
AUGGUCCUGGUAGAUGGCGUGGGAACGGCGUUUUUCCUACGAGCUACGUUUGAACUCGCUCCACUGGAAUACGUGCCGGUCCCUUCAGCAGCCUAUUCAUUCGCUUUAACUGAAUGGGCUGGCGAGAAGUCCUCAUUGAUCUUCUACCCCACAACUGAACUCAGUUUAGCUUACGAAGAAGUUGGAGGCGGUCGCCAUCUCAUCAAUGCUCCAAUGACCUCUCUUCUAAUAGGAGCGAACGCACUCGUUCUCCUCAUCGUUACAACUGCUCUGAUCACUUGCAAAAGAAUCGCCAAGUCGGCGAAGUCUCUCAGAGAGCGGGAGGCAGCUGGAAAAUCGUCCCGUUCACUUGACAGCUCAACAAGAAUGCCAGAAGAAGAUAGCAUUGUGGAGUCUACUCAGAAGGAAGACUUAUCACCUGGUGAUUCCUUGCGAUUGCCUAUGAAUAUGAAGAAAAAGGCGCAAAUGAAUGUCAAGAAGACUAGGAUUGAAUCUGGAUCCUCCACUGAUGUGAUUGUGGUUCCGCUUGGAAAGGCCCAAAACGCAGUGGUAACUCGAAACAAUAUGACAAAGCCAGAGAGACGAAAACGUGACCAAAGUAGGACAUCCAGAAGAGAUUCUCAGAAGAAGGUGAAAUUUCGAGAAGGAAACCGGAAACGUAUGACCGGAAAAACGGCACUAGUAAUGAAACCUGCUAGCAUUGAUGAACGAAGCGAAAGCAGAGAGGAAAAUGCAUCGGAGAAAUCUUGGAAGAUCUAA